UCUCAUGUAUUGUGAUUGCUCAUUCCCAUACUGACCCUUUUCUACAUAGUCUGACACAGUAUGACGAAGUCUGGGCGUUGGUCCUUUAUUUUUCCUCACCGUGCACAUCCGUAGCUGUCGCACGACGCGCCGACGACCAUUUGGAAAAUGUACAGACGUACUGUAUGCGCGUUUUGGAUUUUCAUCCUGCAACUUUCCUUUCUACAAUGGUGUUCAACGAAGGAAGUGAGAGGAGGAAAUACAGACCAUUUCAAGAUUUCAAAUGACCCAUCCAGGUCACUGAGGUCACCUGCCGUUACAUUAGAACGUCUCCUACAAGACUUCUCAUCGACAACUCCAGUUCCACCGGAACACAAUGAGGACUACAUAAUACAGCACAAACGGUUAAGAAACAGCACACAACCUGAGUUAAUCCGACUCAAAGUCAAAGAACGUUCAGUAAAAAGCAUAAUUAAUUCAACGAAAAAAGGUUCAAGCCGACAUGUUAGAAGCCUUGCCACUGGCACAAAUCAAAACUCUACAAAGACUGAGAAAGCUACAAGGAAAAGGUCCCUUCGGAUGCAAGAGGCUACAACUGACGUCAUCAUCAGCAAUCAGAAUACAACAUCGAUUCUGUCAGUCAAUCCAACAGUGGAGCAAAAAGAGACUACGACUGGAGCAGCGUCAGUCAUUCCAACAGUAGAACGAGGGACAACGGAAGCGUUGACCAUUACUCCAACAGUAGAAGAAUUUCAGACCACAAACGAAAUUACAACUGCUAUAACAGCAGUGACGAAAGAAGCCACAGCUUCGACGGUACCAACGACACAACAGCAGACUACAGCGAAACAAUCAACCACAACACAGUCUCAGACUAUUACAGCGGUGCUUUACACAACGACAAAUGCACGGCCUUCCUCCACUGAAGAUGUGUCCACGGCUGCAACUACUGUACCGACCGCUGCAACAACAACAAAGCCAUCCUAUACUGAAGCUAGGUCCACCGCUGCAACGACAACUACAACUGAUAGCACUAUACCAACCACUGUGGUAAGCACACAGCAUCUGUCUACCGAAUUUGCCGCUGUACCAACCGCUGUGGCAACUACACAGCUUUUCUCCACCGAAGAUACGUCCAUUGCUGUAACUACAACGCCGGAUACCACUGUGUCAACCCUUAUAAUAGCAACAAAACCUCCCUCUACCGAAGAUGCGUCCACCACCGCAAGUACAACGCAAGAUGGUACAACUCUACCAACCGUUGUAACAACAAUACAGCCGUCCUCUACUGAAGCUGCGUCCACCGCUGUGACUACAACGCAAGAUGACACUACUGUACAAACCACUAUGGUAACUACAAAGCCUCUGUCUACCAAAUAUGACGCGACAUCAACCAAUGUUGCAACCACACAACUUUUCUCUACCGAAGAUGCGUCCACCUUUGUAACCACAAUGCAAGAUGACACCACUCUACCGACCGCUGUAGCAACAACAACACACCCUUUAUCCACCGUAGCUGCAACUACAACGCAACAUGAUACUACUGUACCAACCACUGUGGAAACUACACGGCCUCUAUCCACCGAAGCCGUGUCCACAUCUGCAACUACAACGCGAGAUGACACCACUAAAGCAACCACUGUGGUAACUACACAACUUUUCUCUACUGAAGAUGCGUCCACCGCUGUAACUACAACGCAAGAUGACACCACCCUACCGACCGCUGCAACAACAACAACACACAGUUCCUCUACCAUAGCUGAUUCAACUGCUGCAACUACAACGCAAGAUGAUACUUCUGCACCGACCACUGUGGAAACUACACAGCCUUUGUCUACCGAGGAUGCGUCCACAUCUGCAACUACAACGCGAGAUGAUACUACUGUACCAACCAGUGUGGCAUCUACACAGAUUUUCUCUACCAAAGAUGCGUCCACCGCUGUAACCACAAUGCAAGAUGACACCACUCUACCGACUGCUGUAACAACAACACACAGUUUCUCUACCGUAGCUGAUUCAACUGCUGCAACUACAACGCGAGAUGAUACUUCUGUACCAACCAAGGUGGUGACUACACAGCUUCUGUCUACUGAAGCCGCGUCCACCACUGUAACUACAGCGCAAUAUGAUACUACUGUAUCAACCGUUGUUACAACACAGCCUUCCUCUGCUGAAUCUGCAACUACAACGCGAGAUGAUACCCCUAUGCCAACCACUGUGGCAACUACACAGAUUUUCUCUACCGAAGAAGCGUCCACCGCUGCAACUACAACGCAAGAUGAUACCACUUUAUCAACCGACGAAGCAACUACGACCACACUGGAAAAGUCAACAGCCAGCACUGUGGGACAGGACGAAAGUACAAUAAAGAUAUCAACUGUGAUAGCAUCAACACAGGCUGAUGCCUCUACCUUUUCAGCAACAACCACACAGGAUUAUUCCACAAAAUCCCCAAUAGCCUCAACAAGACCUUCGUCAACGACAGAAAGUAAAAUGACAACCAAGCAGUUCACAACUGUUGAUUCUACGACAGGAGCUACUGCAGCAAGGUCCCCGACACCAACAAGUCAAAUAACAACUCCUCUGGACACAACGUUACACGUAUCAACUAUUGAAACAACAACAGAACUUCCAAUCACCACGAUGGCAUCAACUGCUGAAGCGACUACAUAUGCAAAAUCUCCAACUACACAGUACCAAACUACCGUACCGGUUUCCAUUCAUUCAACACCAGAACAGGGUAUGUCUACUCUACCAGUUGAACAGGAGACCACAGCUGGGAUGGUGUCAUUUUUUCCGUCAACUGAAGAACACAGCACAGCGGACACAAAGGAUGGCACCACAAUAAAGAUGUCAACUAUUGCAGUAACAACAAAACUUCCAACCACCGAAGCGACGUCUACCGAUGUUACAACGAUACAGGAUGAGACCACUGUACCGUUGACAUCUACUGUAAUAACGACAGGCAAAGAAACUACAAGGAUUGCAGCAUCGACACAGGAUACAACAACUGCAUUGGUUGAGCAGGAGACUACAGACAGGGUGGUGUCAAUUUUCCCAACUACAGAAGAAAAGGCGACAACGCUAUCCUCGACACCAGUAUCAACGGUUGCAACGAGUGGACGUACCACUAAGGUUGUAACGACAUCAGGCUUUACAACAGAAGAGUCAGUGGUUUCAACAGACAUUGCCACCACUGAGGCUUUAAAUACUGCGAGCUCUACAACUGAGGAAUCAGAGGUUACAACGGACUUUACCACAAUUGAUACUGAGACUUCAGCUAUCUCUACAACUACAGAACCCGAUGUAUCAACGGAUAUGACCACAGUCAAGGCUGUUACAUCGGCAAGUUCUACAACUGCAGAACCAGAUAUUACAACAGACAUGGCAACCACUGGGGCGGUAACGUCAACAACUUCUACAACUGCAAAGUCAGGUAUUACAACGGAAACGAUCCUCACUCAGUCUGUAUCUACAAUAAGCGCUUCAACUGAAGAACCAGAUAGUACCAUGGGUAAAAUAACAACUGAGGCUGUGGCGACAAUAAGAGUUUCAACUGAGGAACCAGAUAGUACAACUGAGGCUGUAGCUACAACAAGAGUUUCAACCGAAGGGCCAGAUAGUACAACGAUCAUGACCACCACUGAGUCUGCAACGUCGGCAAGUUCUACAACCGCAGAGCCAGAUAUUACAACAGACAUGGCAACCACUGGGGCGGUAACCUCAGGAAGUUCUACACCUGCAAAGCCAGCCAGUACAAGGGACACAAUCACCACCCAGGCUAUAGCUACAAUAAGAGUUUCAACUGAGGAACCAGAUGGUACAACUGAGGAUGUGGCUACAACAAGAGUUUUAACCGAAGGGCCAGAUAGUACAACUAUCAUGACCACCACUGAGUCUGCAACGUCGGCAAGUUCUACAACCGCAGGAGCUUCAACUGAAGAACCGGAUAGUACCAUGGGUAUAGAAACAACUGAGGCUGUGGUGACAAUAAGAGGUUCAACUGAGGAACCAGAUAGUACAACUGAGGCUGUAGCUACAACAAGAGUUUUAACCGAAGGACGUGAAAGUACAACGAUCAUGACCACAUCUGAAUCUGUAACCUCAGCAAGUUCUACAACCGCAGAACCUGAUUUUACAACGGAAAUGACAACCACUGUGUCCGUUUCUUCAGCAAGUUCUACAACCGCAGAGCCAGAUAUUACAACAGACAUGACAACCACUGGGGCGGUAACCUCAGGAAGUUCUACAACAACAAAGCCAGAUAGUACAACGGACAUGAUCAUCACUCAUCCUGUAGCUACAAUAGGAGCUUCAACUGAAGCACCAGCCAGUACAAUGGACACAAUCACCACUCAGGCUGUGGCUACAACAAGAGUUUCAACCGAAGGAAGUGAUAGUACAACGAUUAUGACCACCACUGAGUCUGUAACGUCGGCAAGUUCUACAACUGCAGAGCCAGAUAUUACAACGGACAUGACAACCUCUGAGGCUGUGACGUCAGCAAGUUCUACAACUUCAAGGACAGGUAUUACAACGGAUUCUGUAACAUCAGAACGUUCUACAACUGCAAAGCCUGGUGUUACAACGGAUAUUAUCACCACUGAGUCUGUAGCUACCAUAAGACCCUUCACCGAAGAACCAGCUAGAACAACGGACAUAGUGCCAACUGAGGCUAUAUCUACAAUAGGUGCUUCAACUGAAAAACCAGAUGGUACAAUUGGCAUCACCACUACGGAGUUUAUAACUACAGCAAGCUAUACAACAGAAGAGCCAGAUCUUACAACUGAUAUGAUCAGCACCGAGGCUUUUACUUCUGCGAGAUCUACAACUGAAGAGCCGGGGAUUUCAACGGACAUUACUACCGCUGAGGCUUUGUCUACUGGUAUCUCUACAACCGAACAAUCUGAUGUUACAACGAAAAUGACCGCCACUGAGUCUGUAGCCACAAUAGGAGCGUCAACUGAAGAUCCGGGUAGAACAACGGACAUAGUGCCGACUGAGGCUAUAGUUACAAUAAGCGCCUCAACUGAAGAACAAGUUAGUACAACUGACAUAGUCACCACUGGAUCCGCGACUGCUACAACGACUACGAAAGUAAAAACUACACCACUGUUGUCAACUGCCGAAAGAACCACACACAGCAAGACCAGCAUACCGGCGUCGAGUACAGAAACACUAGAGGAGUCGACUAUUGCCAUGACAUCUUCGGAAGUUCCGGGCACCACUGAUGUACUAAGUACAGUUCAGAUGACAGCAGAGGCAUCGACAACUGAAGCAUCUACGGGAGGGCUGACCACCCUGCUUCCCACAAUAGACCAACAGACAGGAAUGAGCUCCACCGAGGAUGAAACUACGGAAAUCUCUACAAGGCCUGUCACAACAACGGAGAGCAGAAAAACGACGACAAGUGAGCAGACCACAGAUGUAACCACAGGUGUGGGAACGGCAUUCACAACUGCAAGUUCUACAGCGCGAUUGCCAACGAUGGUAUUUCCAACAACGAUGGGCUCAACACGUGACAUAACAACUGCCAAGUUCACAACUGCAACAGAAGAACCAGCAACAACUUUAACAACUACUGGCCCUUUAACGAAGGCUUCUACCUCAACAAUGCUAUUCACAUCAACAAAUGAAAUGACAUCUCAUAAAACAUUACUGGAGACUUUAGAAACAACCCCUGGACCUACAACAAGGACAUCUACAGUACAAUCUACUGAAACACUCCCCUUGACAACCAGUAAAGAAACAACUGGCCAGGCCACAACGGUACCGGUAACAACGGAACUAGAAACGACAUUCACAACCGUUGGCCCUACAACAAAGGCUUCUUCAAUAGCAUCUACUGCGACAACACCAGUUACAACAAAUGUGAAAACGUCUGAACUGGUAACCACUAAAUUGACAACCACUACUGCUGGCCGAACAACAAAGUCGUCAACAAUAGUUCCCACAACAACUGAAACAACAAGUAGAAUUACAACAGAUCAUUUCUCAACUGCAACAACAACAGAGGGGUUGGCUUUACAAACAACUAGUCCUACAACAGGGGUCUCCACAGUAGCAUCUACUGUAACAACAAGGCAAGUAACAACUGGUCCUCCAACAACUUAUAAAACAGUGCUAGAAACAUUGGGCACAACUGCUGGUUCUACUACAAGAGAUUCUACUAUCUCGUCUACUGCAACAAUGCCCUUUACUACAACAAGUGCCAAGACAUCUAGUCAGGUAACAACUGAAACAACACAACCGGAAACUACGACAGAUGAUUAUACAACAAGUGAAUCUUCCAUAGCAUCCACGGUAACAACGCCGUUUACUACAACUAGUACAAAAACGUCCGGCCAGUUCUCAACUCUAACAACCCAGCCAGAAACGACAGUCCCUACCACUAGUUCUACAACAAGGGCGUCAUCCUUAGAAUUUACUACAACAACACCAUCCACAACAAGUGACACGACAUCUGACCAGAUGACAACUGUAACAAUGGCCAAAACUGCUGGUAGGACAACCAUAGCUUCUACAACAAGUAGAACAUCUCAAGCAACAAGUAAAGUAACAACAGGCCAGUUCUCUACAGUAACAACAGCACCAGAGACGACUGUACCAACCACUAGUCCUACAACAGGAAUAUCUACAAUAGAAUCUUCUGCAACAAUGCCGUUUACAACAAAAAGGGAAACAACUGGUCCUCAGACAACUUUUAAAACAGUACUAGAAACAUUACGCACAACGGACGGUUCUACUACAAGAGCUUCUACCAUGUCAUCUACUGUGACAAUGCAAUUGACCACAACGAGUGCAAAAACAUCUGGUCAGUUCACAACUGAAACAACACAGCCAGAAACCACCACAGAUAUGUCUUCAUCAAGUGUGUCCUCCAUAGCAUCCACAGUAACAACGGCAGCACCGUCAACGCCAUUUACGACGACCACAAGUGCAGAAACAUCCGGCCAAGUAACAACUGAAACAACUAGGCCAGAAACGACAGUCCACACCACUAGUUCUACAACAAGGGGGUCUUCCAUAGAAUCCACUGCAACAAUACCAUCUACAACAACUGACACUACAUCUGACCAGUUUACAACUGAAACAACAGUAAAAACUGCUGGUCGUACAACUAGGGCUUCCACUAUGGCUUCUACAGCAAGUAUAACAUCUCAAAGAACAAGUAAAGUAACAACAAACCAGUUCUCUACUGUAACAACAGUUCCAGAGACGACUGUACCAACCACUAGUCCUACAAUAGGAGUCUCUACAACAACAUCUACUGCAACAUUGCCAUUUACAACAAAAAGAGAAACAACUGGUCCUCGGACAACUUUUCAAACAGUACUAGAAACAUUACGCACAACUGUUGGUCCUACUACAAGAGCUUCUACCAUCACGUCUACCGCAACAUUGCCGUUUACUACAACAAGUGCAAAAACAUCUGGUCAGGUAACAACAGAAACAACACAGCCAGAAACGACCACAGAUAACUCUACGACACGUGCGUCCUCCAUAGCAUCCACUGCAACAACACCAUUUACGACAAGUGCAAAAACAUCCGACCAGUUCACAACUGAAACAACGCAAUCAGAAACUUCAACCACCACCGCUAGCUUUACCACCGUUGGAGCUUCUUCCAAAGCAUCCACUGCAACAACGCCAUUUACGGCAACAAGUGCAGAAACGUCCGGCCAAUUCACAACUGAAACAACGCAGCCAGAAACAACAGCCACCACCGCUAGUUUUACCACCGCUAGGGCUUCUUCCGGGGCAUCCACUGCAACAAUAGCAUCCACAACUAGUGACAUGACUUCUGGCAUGUUUACAACUGACACAACAGCCAAAACCGCUGAUCACACAACUAGGGCAUCAACCAUAGCUUCUACAACAAGUAAAACAUCUCAAGCAACAAGUAAAGUUACGACAGAUCAGUUCUCUACUGUAACAACAGCAUCAGAGACGACAUUAGAAACUACUAGUCCAACAACAGAGGCCUCUACUGAGUUUACAGUAACAUCUACUGCAACAAUGCCAUUUACAACAAAAAGGGAAACAACUGGUCCUCAGACAACUUUUAAAACAGUACUAGAAACAUUACGCACAACUGACGGUUCUACCACAAGAGCUUCUACCGUCACAUCUACUGCAACAUUGCCGUUUACUACAACAAGUGCAAAAACAUCUGGUCAGAUAACAACAGAAACAACACAGCCAGAAAUGACCACAGAUGACUCCACGACACGUGCGUCCUCCAUAGCAUCCACUGCAACAACGCCAUUUACGACACGUGCAAAAACAUCCGGCCAGUUCACAACUGAAACAACGCAAUCAGAAACUUCAACCACCACCGCUAGUUUUACCACCGUUGGAGCGUCUUCCAAAGCAUCCACUGCAACAACGCCAUUUACGGCAACAAGUGCAGAAACGUCCGGCCAAUUCACAACUGAAACAACGCAGCCAGAAACGACAGUCACCACGGCUAGUUUUACCACCGCUAGGCCUUCUUCCAAAGCAUCCACCACAACAAUAGCAUCCACAACAAGUGACCUGACAUCUGGCAUGUUUACAACUGACACAACAGCCAAAACCGCUGAUCACACAACUAGGGCAUCAACCAUAGCUUCUACAACAAGCAAAACAUCUCAAGCAACAAGUAAACUAACAACAGACCAGUUCUCUACCGUAACAACAGCACCAGAGACGACUGUACCGACCACUAGUUCCUCAACAGAGGCCUCUACAACAUCAUCUACUGCUACAUUGCCAUUUACAACAAAAAGAGAAACAACUGGGCCGCAGACAACUCAUAAAACAGUACUAGAAACAUUACGCACAACUGCUGGUUCUACUACAAGAGCUUCUACCAUCACGUCUACUGAAACAAUGCCGUUUACUACAACACGUGCCACAACAUCUGGUCAGGUAACAACAGAAACAACACAGUUAGAAACGACAAGAGAUGUGCCUACGACAAAAGCGUCCCCCAAAGCAUCCACUGCAACAAUAAGUGCAGAAACAACUGAUCAGGUAACAACUAAAACAGCCCAGCCAAGAACCACAGUCACCACCGAUAGUACUACAACAAGUACGUCCUCCGUAUCAUCCGCUGCAACAAUACCUUUUACGACAACAAAUGGAUCUACUGCAACACUCCCCUCGACAACUAGUCCAAUAUCGGAGGCGUCCACGGUAACUACAGAACUCACCUCUGAGGCGACAGAUGUUUUGACGGAGCUGUCGCACGACGCGCCGACGACCAUUUGGAAAAUGUACAGACGUACUGUAUGCGCGUUUUGGAUUUCCAUCCUGCAACUUUCCUCAGUUCAAUGGUGUUCAACGAAGGAAGCGAGAGGAAAUGCAGACCAUUUCAAGAUUUCGCAUGACCCAUCCAGGUCACUGAGGUCACCUGCCGUCACGUUAGAACGCCUCCUACAAGACUUCUCACCAACAACUCCAGUGCCAUCGGAACACGAUGAGGACUACAUGAUACAGCACAAACGGUUAAAAAACAGCACACAUCCCGAGUUAAUCCGACUCAAAGUCAAAGAACGAUCAGUAAAAAGCAAAAUUAAUUCAACGAAAAACGGUUCAAGCCGACAUGUUAGAAGCCUUGCCACUGGCACAAAUCAAAACUUAACAAAAACUGAAAAAGUGAUCAGGAACAAGUCCAUUGGAGUACAAGCGGCUACAACUGACGUCAUCAUCAGCAAUCAGAUAACAACAGCGUUUGUGUCAGUCAAUCCAACAGUGGAGCAAGAGACUACAAAUAAAGCAGCGUCAGUCAUUCCAACAGUAGAGCAAGGAACAACGGAAGCGUUGACCAUUACUCCGACAGUAGAAGAAUUUCAGACCACAAAUGAAGUUACAACUGCUACAACAGCAGUGACGAAAGAAGCCACAGCUGGGAUAUCGACGGUACCAACGACACAACAGCAGACUACAGUGAAACAAUCAACUACAACACAGUCUCAGACCACUAAAGCGGAGCUUUACACAACGACAACUGCACAGCUUUUCUCUACCGAAGCUGUGUCCACCGCUGCAACUACAAUGCGAGAUGAUACUACUCUACCGACCGCUGCGACAACAGCACAGCCAUUUUCUACUGAAGCUAGGUCCACCAUUGCUACUUCAACUCCUACAACCACUGUGGUAACCACACAGAUGCUGUCUACCGAAGAUGACGCUGUACCAACCGCUGGGGCAACUACACAGCUUUUCUCUACAGAAGAUGCGUCUACCGCUGUAACUACAACGCAAGGUGAUACCACUGUACAAACCACUGUGACCACUACACAGCCUACCGACGAUGCGUCCACAGCUGCAACCACGACGCAAGAUGACACGACUCUACCUACCUUUCUAACAACAACACAGCCAUCCUCUACUGAAGCUGCGUCCACCGCUGUAACUACAACGCAAGAUGAUCCUACUGUACAAACCACUGUGGUAACUACAAAGCCUCUGUCUACCAAAGAUUACGCGACAUCAACCAAUGUUGUAACCACGCAACUUUUCUCUACCGAAGAUGCGUCCACCGCUGCAAAUACAACGCAAGAUGACACUACUCUACCGACCGCUGUAACAACACACCCUUUCUCUACCGUAGCUGUGUCGACCGCUACAACUACGCAUACAACGCAAGAUGACACUACCGUACCAACCACUAUGGCCACUACACAGCCUUUGUCUUCCGAAGCUGCGUCGACCGCUGCAACUACAACGCAAGAUGACACUACCGUACCAACCACUGUGAAAACUACACAGCCUCUAUUCACCGAAGCUGUGUCCACAUCUGCAACUACAACGCAAGAUGAUACUACUGUACAAACCACUAUGGUAACUACAAAGCCCCUGUCCACCAAAGAUGACGCGACAUCAACCAAUGUUGCAACCACACAACUUUUCUCUACUGAAGAUGCGUCCACCCUUGUAAGCACAAUGCAAGAUGACACCACUCUACCGACCGCUGUAGCAACAACAACACACCCUUUAUCUACCGUAGCUGCAACUACAACGCAACAUGAUACUACUGUACCAACCACUGUGGAAACUACACAGCCUCUAUCCACCGAAGUUGUGUCCACAUCUGCGACUACAACGCGAGAUGACACCACUAAAGUAACCACUGUGGUAACUACACAACUUUUCUCUACUGAAGAUCCGUCCACCGCUGUAACUACAACGCAAGAUGACACCACCCUACCGACCGCUGCAACAACAACAACACACAGUUCCUCUAACGUAGCUGAUUCAACUGCUGCAACUACAACGCAAGAUGAUACUACUUUACCGGCCACUGUGGAAACUACACAGGCUUGGUCUACCGUAGCUGCUUCAACCUCUGCAACUACAACGCAGGAUGAUACGACUGUACCAACCACCGUGGUAACCACACAGCUCUUCUCGACCGAAGAUGCAUCCACCGCUGCGACUACAACGCGAGAUGAUAGUACUGUACCAACUACUGCUGCUACUACACAUGUUACGCAUUUGUCUACGGAAAAUGGGUCCACAGUUACACCUUCAACGCGGGAUGACACCACCCUACCGACCGCUGUAACAACAACACACCCUUUCUCUACCGUACAUGCGUCAACUGCUGCGACUACAACGCAAGAUGACACCACUAUACCAACCGCUGUAACAACAACACAGUCAUCCUCUACAGAGGCUGCGUCCACCGCUGCUACUACAACGCGAGAUGACACUACUGUACCAACCACUAUGCCUACUACACGGCUUUUCACUACCGAGGAUGCGUCCACCGCUUUAAGUACAACGCCAGAUAAAACCACUGUACCAACCACCAUGGCCACAGUUACAACGAACAUAAUCACCACUGAGUCUGUAUCCACAAUGAGACCUUCAACUGAAGGACCAGCUACAACAACGGACAUAGUGCCAACUGAGGCUAAAGCUACAAUAAGAGUUUCAACUGAGGAACCAGAUGGUACAACUGAGGAUGUGGCUACAACAAGAGUUUUAACCGAAGGACCAGAUAGUACAACGAUCGUGACCACGUCUGAGUCUGUAACCUCAGCAAGUUCUACAACUGAGGCUGUAGCUACAACAAGAGUUUCGACCGAAGGACCAGAUAGUACAACGACCAUGACCACGUCUGAUUCUGUAACAUCAGCACGUUCUACAAGUGCAAAGCCUGGUGUUACAACGGAUAUUAUCACCACUGAGUCUGUAGCUACAAUAAGACCUUCAACCGAAGAACCAGCUAGAACAACGGACAUAGUGCCAACUGAGGCUAUAUCUACAAUAGGUGCUUCAACUGAAAAACCAGAUGGUACAAUUGGCAUCACCACUACGGAGUUUAUAACUACAGCAAGCUAUACAACAGAAGAGCCAGAUCUUACAACUGAUAUGAUCAGCACCGAGGCUUUUACUUCUGCGAGAUCUACAACUGAAGAGCCGGGGAUUUCAACGGACAUUACUACCGCUGAGGCUUUGUCUACUGGUAUCUCUACAACCGAACAAUCUGAUGUUACAACGAAAAUGACCGCCACUGAGUCUGUAGCCACAAUAGGAGCGUCAACUGAAGAUCCGGGUAGAACAACGGACAUAGUGCCGACUGAGGCUAUAGCUACAAUAAGCGCCUCAACUGAAGAACAAGUUAGUACAACUGACAUAGUCACCACUGGAUCCGCGACUGCUACAACGACUACGAAAGUAAAAACUACACCACUGUUGUCAACUGCCGAAAGAACCACACACAGCAAGACCAGCAUGCCGGCGUCGAGUACAGAAACACUAGAGGAGUCGACUAUUGCCAUGACAUCUUCGGAAGUUCCGGGCACCACUGCUGUACUGAGUACAGUUCAGAUGACAGCAGAGGCAUCGACAACUGAAGCAUCUACGGGAGGGCUGACCACCCUGCUUCCCACAACAGAACAACAGACAGGAAUGAGCUCCACCGAGGCUGAAACUACGGAAAUCUCUACAAGGCCUGACACAACAACGGAGAGCAGAAAAACGACGACAAGUGAGCAGACCACAGAUGUAACCACAGGUGUGGGAACGGCAUUCACAACUGCAAGUUCUACAGCGCGAAUGCCAACGAUGGUAUUUCCAACAACGAUGGGCUCAACACGUGACAUAACAACUGCCAAGUUCACAACUGCAACAGUAGAACCAGCAACAACUUUAACAGCUACUGGGCCUUUAACGAAGGCUUCUACCCCAACAAUGCUAUUCACAUCAACAAAUGAAAUGACAUCUCAUAAAACAUUACUGGAGACUUUAGAAACAACCCCUGGAUCUACAACAAGGACAUCUACAGUACAAUCUACUGAAACACUCCCCCUGACAACCAGUAAAGAAACAACUGGCCAGGCCACAACGGUACCGGUAACAACGGAACUAGAAACGACAUUCACAACCGUUGGCCCUACAACAAGGGCUUCUUCAAUAGCAUCUACUGCGACAACACCAGUUACAACAAAUGUGAAAACGUCCGAUCUGGUAACCACCGAAUCUACAAUCACAACUGCUGGCCGUACAACAAAGUCCUCAACAAUAGUUCCCACAACAACUUUGCCGUCUCAAACAACAAGUAGAAUUACAACAGGUCAGUUCUCAUCUUCACCAACAGCAGAAGAGUCGACUAUACAAACAACUAGUCCUACAACAGGGGUCUCCACAGUAGCAUCUACUGUAACAACAGCGCCAGCAACAACUGGUCCAAGAACAACAUAUAAAACAGUUCUAGAAACAUUGGGCACAACUGCUGGUUCUACUACAAGAGAUUCUACUAUCUCGUCUACUGAAACAUUGCCGUUUACAACAGCACGUGCAAAAACAUCUGGUCAGGUAACAACAGAAACAACACAGCCAGAAACGACCACAGAUGACUCUACGACACGUGCGUCUUCCAUAGCAUCCACUGCAACAACGCCAUUUACGACACGUGCAAAAACAUCCGGCCAGUUCACAACUGAAACAAUGCAAUCAGAAACUUCAACCACCACCGCUAGUUUUACCACCGUUGGAGCUUCUUCCAAAGCAUCCACUGCAACAACGCCAUUUACGGCAACAAGUGCAGAAACGUCCGGCCAAUUCACAACUGAAACAACACAGCCAGAAACGACAGCUACCACCGUUAGUUUUACCACCACUAAGGCUUCUUCUGAAGCAUCCACCACAACAAUAGCAUCCACAACAAGUGACCUGACAUCUGGCAUGUUUACAACUGACACAACAGCCAAAACCGCUGAUCGCACAACUAGGGCAUCAACCAUAGCUUCUACAACAAGCAUUACAUCUCAAGCAACAAGUAAACUAACAACAGACCAAUUCUCUACCGUAACAACAGCACCAGAGACGACUGUACCGACCACUAGUCAUACAAUAGGAGUCUCUACAACAGCAUCUACUGCAACAUUGCCAUAUACAACAAAAAGAGAAACAACUGGUCCUCGGACAACUUUUCAAACAGUACUAGAAACAUUACGCACAACUGUUGGUCCUACUACAAGAGCUUCUACCACCACGUCUACUGAAACAUUGCCGUUUACAACAGCACGUGCAAAAACAUCUGGUCAGGUAACAACAGAAACAACACAGCCAGAAACGACCACAGAUGACUCUACGACACGUGCGUCCUCCAUAGCAUCCACUGCAACAACGCCAUUUACGACACGUGCAAAAACAUCCGGCCAGUUCACAACUGAAACAAUGCAAUCAGAAACUUCAACCACCACCGCUAGUUUUACCACCGUUGGAGCUUCUUCCAAAGCAUCCACUGCAACAACGCCAUUUACGGCAACAAGUGCAGAAACGUCCGGCCAAUUCACAACUGAAACAACACAGCCAGAAACGACAGCCACCACCGCUAGUUUUACCACCACUAAGGCUUCUUCUAAAGCAUCCACCACAACAAUAGCAUCCACAACAAGUGACCUGACAUCUGGCAUGUUUACAACUGACACAACAGCCAAAACCGCUGAUCACACAACUAGGGCAUCAACCAUAGCUUCUACAACAAGCAUUACAUCUGAAGCAACAAGUAAAGUAACAACAGACCAGUUCUCUACCGUAACAACAGCACCAGAGACGACUGUACCGACCACUAGUCCUACAACAGAGGCCUCUACAACAUCAUCUACUGCAACAUUGCCAUUUACAACAAAAAGAGAAACAACUGGUCCUCGGACAACUUUUCAAACAGUACUAGAAACAUUACGCACAACUGUUGGUCCUACUACAAGAGCUUCUACCAUCACGUCUACUGAAACAAAGCCGUUUACUACAACAAGAGUCAAAACAUCUGGUCAGUUCACUACUGAAACAACACAGCCAGAAACGACUGCAGAUGGUUUUACAACAAGUGCCUCCUCCAUAGCAUCCACUGCAACAAUGCCAUUUACGUCAACAACACAGGCAGAAACGACAGUCCCCACCGCUAGUUUUACAACAACAGGCAAGCACACGUCUAGCCAGAUCACAACUGAAGCCACAGCCAAAAGUACUGCUUUCACAACGAUGCCUUCUACCAUAGACCCUACAGUAACAGCACCUUUUACAACAACAGUUGGGCACACGUCUAGUCAGUUCACAACCGAAGCUACUGCCAAAAGUACUGCUUUUACAACGAUGCCUUCUACC
This is a messenger RNA of Branchiostoma floridae (Florida lancelet), 15585 nucleotides long. Its product is annotated as mucin-19-like. Lineage: Eukaryota; Metazoa; Chordata; Leptocardii; Amphioxiformes; Branchiostomatidae. The record is from RefSeq and is a predicted model, not a curated record. The annotation marks the transcript as partial. The transcript is spliced from 7 exons.